AUGCAGACCAGACUACCUAGAUGCCCCGCUCGCCGCGACGACUUCGAGAUCGCUAUUAUCUGCGCGCUGACGUGCGAGCGUAAUGCCGUCGAGGCUGCUUUCGACGAGUUCUGGGACGAGGACGGCGAUCGAUACGGCCGUGCCAAUGGCGACCUCAAUCAUUAUAUUACUGGUCGCGACGUUAUUAUUAGCAAGAGCGUGGUGCAGUACGACUUCGGCAGGCAGCACCCCGAUAAGUUUGUGCGCAAGGAUAGCGUCGAAGAUAACCUCGGCCGAGCGAACAAAGAUAUUCGGAAUCUAAUAGCAGUCUUCGAAUCAGACCGUGGAAUCGACAGGCUCGAGGAACGAGCCACACAAGUACUGCAGGAAUUGCAGCAAAAAUUACCCCGAAGGCGGUCCGGGAAGUACGACAGCCCUGGAGCCGCUCAAGACAAGCUCUUCAAGUCGGAUUACCACCAUAAGCAUCAGAACAAGCUGAACUGCAUCUGCCAAAGCUGCCUCGGCGACUUUGAUCCUGUCUGUCCGGAGGCGCUUAAAUCGCCGUGCGAUGAUCUCGGUUGUGAUCACAGCUUCUUAGAGCCUAGGCCUCAACGCCUAACACAAUCCCCUGCCGCCCAUACAGGGGUUAUUGCUUCGGGCGACUUAGUCCUUCGGUCGGCUGCCCAUCGAAACAAGAUCUUCAUGGAGACCAAGGCGGUCGCAUUUGAGAUGGAGGGAGCGGGCGUUUGGGACGAGGUUCCUUGCAUCGUGGUCAAAGGGGUGUGCGACUACGCGGACAGCCAUAAGCACAAGGGCUGGCAGGAUUAUGCAGCAGCAACUGCCGCUUCAGAAAGGAAGGAAGAUUGUCUGCGCUCGCUAGCCUUUGCCCGACUCGGGGCCCGCCGGCACGACAUCGAGCCUGCCCUCGCCGGCACCUGUGACUGGCUCUUUGCCACCCCCGAGUUCCGCGAGUGGUGUCGCCGCGACCGCCUCGCCGACCAUCACGGCGUCCUCUGGCUCAAGGGCAAGCCCGGCGCUGGCAAGUCCACGCUAAUAAAGCAUGCCCUCCAGUACUGCCAGCACCACUUCCUCGACCACUUGAUCGCCGCGUACUUUUUCAAUGCGCGGGGCGACGCGAGUGAGAAGUCGCCCCUAGGCAUGCUCCGGUCGAUCACCUAUGAGCUUAUCAAGCACGACGACACUAUCUACAGACUCUUCGUGCCGCGCUACGAUGACAAGACGCGCCUAAACGGUGAUAAGACAAGGGCGGGAGGCCGUAUCAUGGGCCUUCUAAAGCUAUAUGAUUGGUCGUUUUCCGAGCUCCGCGACUUUCUUCUUGAGGUGAUCAGAUGGCAAGGGAUGCAGAACGGCGGAGCGGUAAAGCGGCCGUUGCUCCUGCUAGUCGAUGCCCUUGAUGAGUGCUCCGAUGACGGCGUUCGUAUUGUCGUGAAAACGCUCGAGACGCUAAGUAGUUGUGCCGCGCAGGCGAACGUUACGCUCCGGAUCUGCCUAUCGAGCCGUUACUACCCUACAAUCACAAUACAGAAACACCUACCACUCUACGUGGACAGUAUAGACGGGCAUAGCCAGGAUAUUGCCGCCUAUAUUAGCGAUACCCUCGUGGGAGAUAACGCGGAACUUCAGGCUGAAAUUCAGCGUAGGGCGGAUGGCGUUUUCCUUUGGGUGGUGCUAGUGGUUGAGCAACUUAACAUUGCCUACGACGAGGGUGAGAUUGAGGCAAUGUGGACGGCCCUUCAGUCUGUGCCGGAUAAUAUCGAGAAGAUUUUCGAGGCUCUACGGCCACUCUUUCUCGACGAGCUCUACUAUGCUAUAAUAUGGGCUACGGGCAAGAAGGAGGUGCUGACGCAGCACCGGCUGACGUCGGAUGAUAUGCGUCGACGGAUUAUCUCAGCCUCGCGAGGCCUUGUUGAAGUGCGAAAGCCGAAGAGUGAAAAUUUAAGGAACGACGAUGAGCAGCGAUUUCAGGUCCAGUUCAUCCACCUAUCCGUCAACGACUUCCUCUUCCGCCAGGGCCGACUCGGCCAGCUCGACCCGACUCUCGGUCCCGACCCCGUCAGCGCGACUCAUGGCCGCCUUUGGGCUAUCUGCUGGCGCUACAUAAAGCAGUGUAUUGCAUGGGACCAUAACGAUUCAGUCCAGCGACGGCCAAGCGCAGAGUCGGUCACCCAGCUCCAACAUGACUACCCGUUUCUCGGCUACGCCACCCGUUAUAUCUUUGCCCAUGCGGACAAGGCAGUGUCACGUCCUAUCAAUAUAGGAGGCCCAGGAGACCCGGGACUGGCGGCCAGAGCGGAUUCGCAAGAGGCAGUGGUCUCAUGGCUCGAGAAGCAGGCGACGGGGCUCGAAUGGUGGGUAGGGUUCGUCCGGGCUACUGCGGGCGACUAUGAGACGAGGGAGAACAUAGAUGCAGACCUUCUCUAUAUCUUGUCUUUCGGAGGCUAUAGCAAUCUGGCGCGGAUUGUGCUAGCGACGGAGCAGCUUCGCAUCAAGACUGAUCUUAACGCACAGGCCCAGGUCGGCGACUACGGGACGGCGCUCUGUGCGGCGGCGGCGAGAGGAUCGACAAAGAUAGUACGAAUCCUGCUGGCGGCCGGGGCCGAUGUGCAUCUCCAGGCCCAGGUCGGCGACUACGGGACGGCACUCUGUGCGGCGGCGGCGGGAGGAUCGACAGAGACGGUACAAAUCCUGCUAGCGGCCGGGGCCGAUGUGCAUCUCCAGGCCCACUUCGGCUGCUACGGGACAGCGCUCUGUGCGGCGGCGGCGGAAGGGGAGAUAGAGACAGUACAGAUCCUGCUAGCGGCCGGGGCCGAUGUUAAUUUCCAGGCUCAGGUCGGCCACUACGGGACGGCGCUCUGUGCUGCGCAGAAGAACGGGUAUCGCGAUAUCGAGCAGCUGCUACUUGAGGCUGGGAUUCAUCCCCGUAGCUCGAGCCCAGACUGGACAAAUACGCUGAUAGAGACUGAGGCUCAGGCUACCGCUACCACGCAGACUGCGGCGCCCGUCGAGGACGCGGCUAUACCUGCGCCAGCCUUCCUGACGGGCAGGAUAUGGAGGCGCCUUGGGCUAUCGGCAGUAGCUGCCCUUCUUCUCUCUUAUGUUUUUGAUUUCUUUGUCUACGGGGAGUCAUACGGGUCGAUCUAA
Molecule: messenger RNA, 3141 nt
Organism: Emericellopsis cladophorae
Lineage: Eukaryota; Fungi; Ascomycota; Sordariomycetes; Hypocreales; Bionectriaceae
Exons: 5
Coding region: 1-3141 (1046 amino acids)
Biological process (GO): nucleoside metabolic process
Molecular function (GO): catalytic activity; protein binding
Source: RefSeq, a predicted model, not a curated record